AACGAAUCGGAUCAACGCUAAGAGAUAUACGAAGUAAACCCGUUGGAGUGCACGGAAAACGAGAAUGCUAGCGCUAUCUGGAAACAAAAGUUGUCAUAAUUUAACCUUUCCUUAUGUUGCAACAAUUUUUAUCUAGUUUGUGCUUUUAACGAAUAUCGAAUUAUAUUGAAUCUAGUCAAUCGUAUAUAAUAAUUGAUAAUUCAUAAUAAAGAUUCAAGUAAAAAGUAAUUUGUGUGUUAACUCGAGUUUUUACUACGCCACAAAAUGUCCCGUCAUCGAGAUGUUCGAUGUAUGAAUUAUUCGGAUGAGUACGAUGGUUACGACGACGUAUAUGGACACUCUGUAGAGGAUGACUACUGUGUAUCGCCCAGUGCUGAACAGUUUUUGUUUGAUCGAAGUAAGCAACAAAAUAUUGCUUCUUUUAUUAUGGAGCCAGAUAUCGUCGAGGAUAAUGAAGAUGAUAGUACAGUAUCAUCUCCUGCAAGUAAAAAAUUAGAUCUUUCUGAGCUAGAAAGAGCAAAGUUAUUAUCUUGCAUGGAAACUAUAAAAAAUGUCACAGGAGAUUCAAUAGCUGAAUCUAAAAUUGAAGACGAAAUUAUCCAAUCAGGAUUUGAUACAGAAGUAGCACUAGACAAACUUUUGAAAACAGCACCUCAAAAAAGUAUUACUGAACAAUCUAGAAGUAGUAAGGAGUGUCUGAAUCCUUGUCCAGGUAAUAAACUGUCAUCAAUGUCAACAUUACAAAUAAGUACAUCUUCAAUGGUAAAAGUUGUGCCAGCUGGAACAAGUUCUAUUGUCAAAGGGUUUACUGUGACUGGAUCAGAAAAUACAGGUCAUUUGAGUCCACAUAUUCAAACUCCACGUUCUCAAAGCCCAUGUUCUGAACAGAACAGUCCAAGUGUAAAACGUAAAGAAAAUAUGAAACAAGAUAAAAACAUAGUUUCUUUGGAAACUGAUUCUUUAAGAAGUCAAUCCCCUAUGUCCGGUCAUGUUACACCUGAUUUAGAUUAUAAGACAAAAUCUAUAGAGGACAAACGUGAUGUUUUACGUAUUUAUAAAGAUAAAAGAAGCAACAAUAAAGAACAAUUACACCUAGUUGUCGUGGGACACGUUGACGCUGGAAAAAGUACUUUGCUUGGACGUCUUUUGUGUGACUUAGGACAAGUUCCAUCGAGAUUAAUUCACAAGUAUCAACAAGAGAGUAAAAAAAUUGGUAAACAAUCCUUUGCUUAUGCAUGGGUGCUAGAUGAAACAGGAGAGGAAAGGGAACGUGGAAUAACGAUGGAUGUAGGACAUUCUAAAUUCGAAACCGACAAUAAAUGCAUUACUCUUUUGGAUGCACCUGGUCACAAAGAUUUUAUUCCAAACAUGAUCACUGGUGCCACUCAAGCGGAUGUUGCCUUGCUCGUAGUCGAUGCUACCAGAGGUGAAUUUGAAACUGGAUUUGAUAGUGGUGGACAGACUAGAGAACAUGCUUUGUUAUUACGUUCCUUAGGAGUGUCUCAGUUAGCUGUUGUAGUUAACAAAUUGGAUACAGUGAAUUGGUCAAAAGAAAGAUUUAACGAAAUUGUUGAUAAAAUGAGCGUUUUUUUAAAACAAGCUGGUUACAGAGAGACCAUCACUUUUGUACCUUGUAGUGGACUCUCGGGAGAAAAUGUAGUCAUGCCAGCGAAAACUGAAGGUCUUUCCAAUUGGUAUACUGGACCUACAUUAGUAAAUGUUAUUGAUAAUUUUAAGUGCCCAGAACGUCCAGUUAAUAAACCAUUCAGAUUUUCUGUAAAUGAUAUAUAUAAAGGUACUGGGUCUGGAUUCUGCGUAUCUGGUCAUGUAGAAACAGGCAUGGUGGCUGUAGGGGAUAAAAUUUUGGUGCUGCCGCAAAACGAAGUUGCAGUUGUAAAAGGUUUACAAGCAGAUGAUGCAUCCAUAGUAAAUGCUUUCGCUGGUGAUCAUAUUUCAUUGACAUUAUCAGGCAUUGACCAACAAAAUGUUGGAGUUGGUGAUAUCAUUUGUAAUCCACAAAAUCCUGUACCAAUAACAACAUGUUUCCAGGCACAUGUAGUCAUAUUCUCUAUUGCUGUACCUAUUACAAAGGGCUUCCCAGUAAUAAUGCAUCAGCAAUCUUUGGUACAACCAGGUAUUAUAACUAAAUUGAUAGCACAGCUCCAUAAAAGCACUGGAGAUGUAAUAAAAAAAAAACCGCGUUGUUUACCUAAAAACUCUAGUGCAAUUAUUGAAAUCGUAACGCAAACACCAGUUUGCAUGGAACUGUAUAAAGAUGUUAAACAGCUUGGUAGGAUAAUGUUAAGAGUGGAAGGUACAACGAUCGCAGCCGGGUUGAUUACCAAAAUUAAAUGAUUAUUAAUUAUUAACUUAGUUCCUUGGUGCAACAUUUAUGCAUAAGAUAAAAUCCUGUAUUUAAUAUAAUAAAAAUUCUACCCAGAAAAUGA
This is a messenger RNA of Vespula pensylvanica (western yellowjacket), 2447 nucleotides long. It is a transcript of the gene HBS1, whose product is annotated as HBS1-like protein. Gene Ontology annotation, biological process: translation. The coding region runs from base 265 to 2355 and encodes 696 amino acids. NCBI's taxonomy places the organism in Eukaryota, Metazoa, Arthropoda, Insecta, Hymenoptera, Vespidae. The record is from RefSeq and is a predicted model, not a curated record. The transcript is spliced from 9 exons. Gene Ontology annotation, molecular function: GTPase activity; GTP binding.